Messenger RNA from Zea mays, 1108 nucleotides. RefSeq names its product acyl-coenzyme A thioesterase 13. The transcript is spliced from 3 exons. Gene Ontology annotation, molecular function: fatty acyl-CoA hydrolase activity. The coding region runs from base 287 to 751 and encodes 154 amino acids. Lineage: Eukaryota; Viridiplantae; Streptophyta; Magnoliopsida; Poales; Poaceae. The record is from RefSeq and is a predicted model, not a curated record.
CUAAAAUCCAUCUCUUAUUCAAGAUUGAAUAAGGAGAGAAUUUUAGCCUCUCUAAUUCUCUCCGGGUUUUAGACUUCCAAACUAGCUCUAAGGUAUUUCAUUUAUUAUGCGCUGUUUAAAUAGGAUAAUUAAGCGAGUGCUAUGAGAAUUGAGAUGUUGUUUUGGCGGCGACGACAAAGGGCUAAAAAACAAUCUUGCCGCUCCAACCAAUUCGUCUUGGUUGCCGACACGGCACCUCGUCGGAAUCAGGUGGCGCGACCUCCUCGCCGGCCGGCGCGACACCACCAUGGGCCCGGAAGCAGUGCGGAAAAGCCUGGAGCCCACCGCAACCGCCGAGGAAAUCACUGGCUCCACCCCUGCGCGGCUCCACUUCUACGACCCCUUCGUCCUCAGCGGCGUCCGUAUCGAAGCCGCCGAGCACGGCCGCCUCCUCUGCUCUUUCGUCGUCACCCCUCGCCUCGCGAGUCCCGUGGGAUACCUCCGCAGCGGUGUCACAGCGACGCUCGCCGACCAGCUGGGAUCGGCUGUGUUCUUCUGCAGUGGGAUCCCCAGCAGCGGGGUCUCCAUCGAGAUCAGCGUCUCCUUUGUCGACUCGGCUGCCGUCGGGGAGGAAAUAGAGGUUGAGGGAAAGUUAUUACGUGCUGGAAAAUCAGUCGGUGUCGUCUCCGUAGAUUUCAGGAAGAAAAAGACAGGGAAAUUGAUGGCACAGGCCCGUCACACCAAGUAUCUUGUGGCAUCAAGCAAACUGUGAGGCGCUCCCCUUUUGUUAACAAGAUAUCAACAUCAAUUGCGCCCAGACUCUCCAUACUGGUGCCAUUAUUAGUAGUCAGCAAUCAUGAAAUGUUUGUGGCAUAUCUUUUUUUUUCAAAAAAAUUCCUGUAUAUAUUAUAUAUAUGAAAUUCAAGUAAGUAUCAUUGGUGCCUCUGAUGCAUAUCGGUCUAGUCAUGUUACUUUCACUUGACAGCCAUGAUCAGAUUAUAUAUGUUUUCAAAGAAGGCACCGGGUUGUAAGUAACUUCGCAGGAAACUUUCAGUUAUUGUUGGCUCAGUCUGCCACCAUCUUGGGAGAUUCUCUCCGUUAACAAAAGGAAUUGAUCGUUGCUGCAUCA